This is a messenger RNA of Clonostachys rhizophaga, 419 nucleotides long. NCBI's taxonomy places the organism in Eukaryota, Fungi, Ascomycota, Sordariomycetes, Hypocreales, Bionectriaceae. The record is from the annotation of a GenBank genome assembly.
AUGUCGAAACAAUCGCUCAUCCUGAGCCAACCGAGGCCGUGUACCCCAAGCUCCUAGAAGUCUCACCUCGACUGAUUCAGCAGCAUAAUCCAACAAUCGUCCUUCAUAUCGGACUAGCCGUCGAAAGAGACUAUUUGCAGUGGAGCAGAGUGCCUUCCGCGACGGAUACCAUGAAUAUCCCGACGAGGAGCGCAAGGUGAUCUCAAAGUUGGAUGUAAAAAGAUUAUGGGGAAAGAAGAGUGCAGAAAAUAUCAGCUCGUCUUUCGAUCUGGAGUCGGUGGUUGAGCUUUGGAAACGGAAUUUGAGGUCACGAUCUGGUAACAAAGCCAAGGGUAAGAGAGAACUAAAGCCAUCACAACAACAUCAGCUGCCUGAUGUUAGAUUCUCAGAUGAUGUGGGUGCUUGGGUAUGCGGACUAG